GAUCGACAGAGGUUACUUGUGUGAGUAGAAGUGUACAUGGGUAACGUCAUCCCCGGGCCGAGCACCAUCUCCAAUGCCUUGCCUAUCGAUCAGUACUAGGUAGCUCCACAUGAGCUGUGCUGGAACAUCUGAACCUCACAACAAUCCCUCACCUUGAACCUCACAACAACAACAACACUGACUGGAAUUCUCAAACAACAUCCUCACUAGGCAACCCUUCCUUCCUCUCAGCAAACAUGGCCCUCUCAUUCCUCCGAGCUCCUCACCCACCCAAGCUGCACCAAGCAGACAAAGACCUAACAAUCUACGAAAACAACACCUCCUCCGUCCAAUACCACAGCAAAGGCUCCAAGUACAUGAUGACCCACACAAUCCCCCCAACAGACCCAAAAGAAGGCCCCUCAAUCAUCCAACCACCAUUCCACUACCACAUCUACCAAGUAAAUCACAAUAUCCCUCUCCUCCUCACAUACAAACCCCUAACCCCAUAUGUUUCCCAGACCGAACACUUCCAAGUCAUCUCAGGAACAGCCCACCUCUUCUUCGGCCUCGACACCAAACCCACCCUGAUCUUAUCCUCCAACCCAGGAUCCAAAACUUCCGCAACCCUCGGUCCCAAACGCUACCAUCGCUUCGAAAACGCUUCGAAAACAGACCCCCUGGCAAUCAACAUCCAACUCGAUCCCGAAGAUUAUGAAAAUGAACAGCGCUUCUUUCGAAAUUUUUUCGGGUAAAUUUACCUCACCGACCUGAUGUUCUUGCACCACCUCGCUAACGCUGAUUAUGAUAGAUACCUCAACGACUGCAAACGCGCCAAAGUCCCCCCUUCGAUUUUCCAACUCUUUGUAUUCCUACACUCUGCAGAUACGCCUCUUGCGAUUCCUUUGCCGGGGUGGAUUCCUGGAGCAGAGGUUUUGGGGGUGUAUUUGAGUUGGGUGUUGCUGAUCGCGGUGGCGUAUUUUGGGAGGUUUGGUUUGGGGUAUAAGCAGAGUUAUCCAGAGUAUUAUAGUGGUG
Messenger RNA from Pseudocercospora fijiensis CIRAD86, 1014 nucleotides. RefSeq lists its product as uncharacterized. The record is from RefSeq and is a predicted model, not a curated record. The coding region runs from base 237 to 734 and encodes 165 amino acids. NCBI's taxonomy places the organism in Eukaryota, Fungi, Ascomycota, Dothideomycetes, Mycosphaerellales, Mycosphaerellaceae. The transcript has a single exon.